Acipenser ruthenus (sterlet) is the source of this 4608-nucleotide messenger RNA. Its product is annotated as protein GOLM2-like. The transcript has 10 exons. Lineage: Eukaryota; Metazoa; Chordata; Actinopteri; Acipenseriformes; Acipenseridae. The record is from RefSeq and is a predicted model, not a curated record. Bases 815 to 2239 code for a protein of 474 amino acids.
UUGACACAGCAGUAUCACUUCUGACUCCUGAUAUCAAGCCUACACUGCAGCAGCUGAAGAUUAUAAGAAGAUACAACGAAAUUGGAAAUUGGAAUUUAGACGAGGGCGUUACAUAUCAUUACUUUAUAUUAGCAUUUUCAGCAGGUUGUUUUAAAUACGUUAGCAGCUCACUGAGCAGUAGAUGAAGAUCUGUCGAGCACAACGAACUGAGACUCGGGUCUGAAUAGACACAGGGAAAUGCUGCGAGGAGAUCGAUAGGGUGCACAUACUGUUCCUAUCCGUGAGAUUUGUAGACACGUAUGAAAGAGCAAUGUUUAACAGCUAAAGGUGAGGAAGCCAGGUGGUGACGAUGAGCAGGUUUGUGCUGACACCACACUGAAAACACACGCAUUACUUUUUUUUUUUUUUUUUAAUCAGGCUCAAAGAUUUUAUUUUUUAACUUGCAAUAAAGUAAAUCUUCACGAUCUUGGUUUUAUUGUGCUGUUACCUGCGGUGAUCUCGCAGAAUCGCGUUCGCUUUUAAACUGUUCGUGUGUUGGGUUUGUUGUUGUCAGUCCGCUGUAGGCAGUCGCAGCAGUACAAUAUAUAUUUAUUCUGAGAACAGAUCGUUUUGAUGAAAACCUGAUCUGUUUGAAUUAGUACUGGGCCAUGCGUUUAGUUAUUUACAUUCUUGGCAGGCUCAAUUAAUCUAAAAUCGGAAACGUAGUCCUCUGAAUUAAAAUCUCCAAUCACACGUCUCUUAGUAAUAGUAGCGCACCCAGGCAACCUCUGCCAGUUCUGCUUGGAUUUCGUGUUGUUGUCGAUCGGGUUUCCCAAUGGUUGGGUUCGGUGCUAACCGGAGGGGAGGUCGCCUGCCUUCCUUCAUCCUCGUCGCCCUCCUCGUGGUCAUCGGCAUCCUGUCGUUUAAUUACUGGAGCCUGCUGAACAGACACUCCCGGGUUCAAGAGGAGCUGGCCGAGGUGCAGGUGCAGGUGACGCGCACGGAGACGGCCCGGGGCCGGCUGGAGAAGCGCAACUCGGAGCUCAUGGUGCAGGUGGACACGCAUAAGAAGCAACUCGACCAGAAAGAAGGCGAUUACCUUUCCCUGGAGGGAAAGCUGCAGGCCAAAGAUGCCCUGAUCAGGAAAUGCACGGAUGACAAGAUGAAGCUACUGAACGAUGCUUCUGAGCAGCAGGCUGAAACUCGUCAUUUCCAAGAGCAGCUGACUGAACUGCGUCAGGAGUUUGUAAAACAGGAGGCUCAGAUCAAUGAGUACAAGAGGAAUAGCUCCUCCCUGGAGAAGAAGGUGGCGUACGAGAGUCUACAGUGUAGCCAGCAAAUAGCACAGCUAAAAGAGCAGUACGAGGAGAGCAUGAAGAAACUCACCCAGGAAGUUGCUGAGCUGAAACAGCUGAAAUUCAUUGAAAGUGUUGUAAAAGAAGAUAAAUCUGCAGUUAACAAUGCUGGCGAUGUGAAGCCUGCAGGAAAGGAAACAGACUUGGAAAAACAAGACAGCACCCAGAAACUGGACAGUAAGGAAGGAAAAGAUGGUGAUUUGGUGAAACCCGGGGGAGAUGCUGGCAUGCCAGGGAUAGAGGACACAGAAGUUGGGAAAGUUGAGGAUACACUUUUCAACCUGAAGAAGCCUGCUGUUACACUCAUUAAAAAGGACAGCGACACCCUCUUGACAGCAGUCAGAUCGCUGGGGGGGGUUCGGAAGAUCCCUCUCGCACUCGCUCAGGAAGACAACCCAGCUGAGCAGCUCGAACCAAACCAGGUGCAUCUCGAUGCAGGUAGAGCCAACCUGCUACACUUGCAGAACCCCAUCCCUGGGAACGAGGAGCUGGGAGAGCAACCCAAACAACUGGAAGCACCUGACAAUAAUAUGAUUCCUGAGCAGCAGCUUCCCAAGAACAUCGCCCCACAGCUGCCACUGGACCAAGCCCAGGUGCUGCCCAACCCCAUUGAACACGUCAGACAGCCUGCUGCAGGAGAGCUGCACAAGCACAGGCAAAGCCGGUUCUUUGACGAGAACGAGUCCCCUGUAGACCCGCAGCAUGGCUCUAAGCUUGCAGAUUAUAAUGGGGAUGAUGGUAACGUGGGUGAGUAUGAGGCUGACAAGCAGGCUGAGCUGGCUUACAAUGAGGAAGAGGAUGGUGAUGGUGGGGAAGAAGACGUCCAAGAUGAUGAUGAAAGAGACGCUCAGGGGGACAAUCCUAUGGAAUAUGGAAAACGACACCCAGCGAAUGACAUCUUAUAAACCUGGGACUGGAAAAUUACUUGCAAGAAAGAAAGAGAAGAACAAAAAAUGUGAUCCUUACCUGGCCUUUUAUUUCACUGGUGCUUUAGGUCUCAACUUUAGGAGAAUGUGAGUUCAUGAAUUUGCUUCGAAAUGGAACAGUGGCAGCGUAGAUUCCCUUUUUCUUUUUUAAAGGUCAGUAUAGGCUGUACUGUAGGUGGUGGUCAAUGAAGACAUUGUGUAGGACCUGAUAUUUCCUCUGUAUAUUCUUGAAUAUUUUGUACUUUGUUGGGUUUAUGAUUAAAAGUAUAGAAUAUACAUUUUAAAUGUAAAUUAUUUCUGAUUUGAGAUGUUUUCUUUAACAAAAUCAACAGGAAAAAAAACAACCGAAUAUAGUAAGAAUGUAUCCAAUUUGUGUUCAUGCGAGUCUGUUUUUGUAAAAACUAAAUUGUAGAAUUAUUUGUAAUGCUUAAUUUUUACAGGACAUUUUUCUGCGUUUUGUCUGUCGGUUUGCUGGUUAAGGAACCUGUAUUGUUCUCUUAGAUUAAUGGGCUGUUUCUAAGAGUAUGCUUGUGCACUAUCUUCACAAAGUGGAGGGGAAAGAUGGAACCUGGCAUUUGGAUCUUAUCCAGCAGUGGCUCUGUUUUUAACGCUGGUGUAGACAUACAGGAGAGAUGUCCAAAGGUCAAGAGGAGUAUGGCUUUAUUGUGCUUUUCUUUUUCUUUAUCAUGCCACGGUAUCCAUUUCAACACGCUUACUGAACAGAGCAAGAAAAUUAACAUGUUUUCUCGAACUGCAAGAAGAAAAAAAUAAAUAAAUUCUCAAACCGGACAUUUCUCAGAACGCUUCCUUUUGCCCAUAUCAGAGUUGUUCCGCAGCUCCGCUCACACAUGGUGCUUUUACCCAUGAAGAGCACAUCUGAACACAGACAGCAAGGAACUCUAUAUACACGGCUGAAGGCUGAGUCCAAGUCUGAGGUCCGUUUCCUUUUUGAGCCAACAUGUUUUGUCUGGACGUUUUGGGCCGUGGUCGUGGUGCGCAUUUUUCCUGAGCAAGGAUGCUAUAGCAUGCGAUGAUAUGAAUCUGUAAAUCCAUCUGCUAGGUGAGCUCUUACAAAUACAGCAAUAUUAGUAAAUUAGAAUUAGAAAUUCUAAUGUGAACCCCGCACCUCACACCUCCGACACCAGUGUUGAGUUUAAUAACGACGUGGGCCAGAGAAGGGCAGGAAUCUCUUGCUUUUACGUACCAAGGCAGAUUUUGGGUGUGGAAAUAAUGUUCGUUUGUGAUGUAAAUAGAGGCGGGAAGGUGUUCAGUUUAAGAUUUUUAGAUAAUUAAUAAUUGUUUUCUCUUUGUAGGAUUAGGCAAUGGAUUUGAGUGGGGGAUGUCAAAAAGGGAAAGGGAUUACAGUGUAAACCAUUCAUAUUUUAACAAGAUCAACCUAUUGAUUUGAUUUUUUGUUAAAAAAAAAAAAAAGUUAAAACUGUCUCAAACAGUGUACCAGUGUAUUAAACCAUCAUAAAGUACAAUAAAAAAAAAAAUGACUGUAGUAACCAUUCUUCAAAGCUUACCGUAAACAAUAUCCUUAGCCGUCUCGGAAAAUGGAUGUGCAUGCUUCUGAAUUGUGUUACCAAUAUGCGGUUUACACACAAGACUGACCAGAUCACUGCGACAGGAACUACAGCACAGUAAUGGGAGGUGUAGGGGUCUGUUUCUGUAUGGCAGUUAACCUAGAAAGCUAAAUGUCACUUGUAAAUCUGUGCAAAGGUCAGGGGAGUUCCAGGUAUGACUGUUUAAAAUUCCAGGUUUUAUACAUUAUGUGUCGUGAUGUAUAGUUAUUUAAGCCAUGGAAACAAUCCCAGCUCCCAGGUCGAGAAGCCAGAGAGCAACAUUGAUUCGUGUGCUGAGAUGUGGGUUUUAAAUACUGCAAUGCUAGAGUGACCUGCAAAGUGUCUUUUCUAGGGGUUGACUGGGAAGGAAAGUCCAUGUAAGAAAUGGCAUGCACCUUAAUAUUUGAUCUUACCUGGGAUUCCAUGUGAAAGCAUAUUUUAUUCCAUUUAGAAGGAAACUCGCCCACAGUAUACAGUGCACUGUUUUUAACUUGUCAAACUCGGAUUAGAGAUUGCAUUUGCGAUAUGAGCGAGAAAGCCAUCUAUUGUAAGGGAUCAUUGUAGAGAGCUGGCUGCUGCACAUGGAUUUGCACAGGCUGUCGCGUUGUCUUGUUCUCAGAUAUAUCUAUAGCUUUCCCAGACAUAUAGAAGUAUUUUAGGACUGAUUUGAAGCUGUCCCAACAUUACUGGCACUGUAAGGAUACUGCAUGAAUUCGUUGUUGAUGUUCCUGUGCUGUUUACAAGAUUUUUUUGAAUAAAGAUGAUUUUUUUUUCCCCCCUGAA